Ostreococcus lucimarinus CCE9901 is the source of this 957-nucleotide messenger RNA. RefSeq lists its product with no specific name. The transcript has a single exon. NCBI's taxonomy places the organism in Eukaryota, Viridiplantae, Chlorophyta, Mamiellophyceae, Mamiellales, Bathycoccaceae. The record is from RefSeq and is a predicted model, not a curated record. The annotation marks the transcript as partial.
GCGCGGUCGCGCGCGCAAUGGGACGGGCUCGAGCGAUGGCGCGAAAAAGCGCUCGACGCGCGACGCGCGUGGGGCGACGGCGACGAACCGACGACGACGGCGGACGCGCGCGCGCGCGACGACGGGGGCGACGCGCGCGCGCUCGCGAGCCGCGCGCGCGAGAUCGUCGCGACGGCGUGCCCGAGAGAGAAGGCGCGACUGAGCCAUGUGGCGUAUGGGUUAUUAGUGAGAGGGAAGAUUGACAUCGCGGACGCGACGACGCGCGCGAGCGACAUGCCGACGCGACCGGCGCGACCGGCGAAACCGAGACUGGUGCCGCCGAAAGAGGUGCCGUCGCCGAAAAAUUCGCCGCUGGGGGCGGCGGCGCACGCGAUGCACACGGUGACGCACAUCGAGCUGAACGCGAUCGAUUUGGCGUGGGACACGGUGGGACGGUUCGCGGAUUUGCGAGGCGCGCUGCCGGAUCAGUUCUUCGUGGACUUCGCGCACGUCGCGGACGACGAGUCGAGGCACUUGCUGUGGUGCCUGCAGCGGCUGGAGGAGCUCGGGGUGGCGUACGGGGACGUGGCGGCGCACGACGUGCUGUGGGAGGGGUGCGAGGCGACGCGCGACGACCCGCUGGCGCGGCUCGCGGUGGUGCCGUGCAUGCAGGAGGCGCGCGGGUUGGACGCCGGUCCGCGCCUCGUGGAGCGGUUGGUCGGGCACGGCGACGCGCGCAGCGCGGCGAUCGUCGCGAGGAUCAGCGAGGAGGAAAUUGCACACGUCGCCGUCGGCGCGACGUGGUUUCGCACCGUGUGCGCCGCGCUCGGCGACGACGACGACGACGCGCGCGCGGACGACGUCGCCGCCGCGACGUUCCGCGCGUACAUUCAACGUCUCGCGCCGGACGCGCUGCGCGGUCCUUUCAAUCACGACGACCGCGCGCGCGCGGGCAUCGACCCGUCUUGGUACGCCGAC